GCUGAGAAGCCGGCUGAAGGAGUACGGCCUGGUGAUGCCCUUUAGCACCGACUCCCACGGACACUACCUGUCCCACCUGCUCUCGGCCACUCACAAGCAGCGUGUAAGGAGAGAGGCCUUCUCCUCUGAAUCAGAGCAGAAACUGUUCUUUAACAUCACAGCCUUUGGAAAGGAGUUCCAUCUGCGGCUGCGGCCGAAUGACAGGCUGGUGGCGCCCGGAGCAAUGGUGGAGUGGCACGACGAGGUUCAGGGAUUUGGAAACAUCAGCGACAGCUAUGGUGGAAACUCUACUGUUGGCGCCAACCAGACUGACACCACGGAGAGGAUACUCCAGCGGGAGCUGCUGAAGACAGACUGCACAUUUAUUGGUGACAUCACUGACGUCCCUGGAGCCACGGUUGCCAUUAACAACUGUGAUGGACUGGCUGGAAUGAUCCGCACCGACUCAGACGAGUACUUCAUUGAGCCGCUGGAGAAGGGCACUCAGGAGAUGGAGGAUAAAGGCAGGGUCCAUGUGGUGUACCGCAGGUCGGCACUUUUGCAGGCCUCCUCUGACAAUUUUGUGGACUACCACCUAAAAGAACCAGAUCUCAAUGUCCCCGGGACACUCGAUUCAUUAACACAGCAGGUUAACAAGACAGUCCACCGCCGCCGCCGCCAUCGUAGAGAUGCUGGAGAAGGAGACUACAACAUUGAAGUCCUGCUGGGAGUUGACGACUCAGUAGUCCGGUUCCAUGGCAAGGAGCAUGUGCAGAAUUAUCUUCUGACUUUGAUGAAUAUCGUGAAUGAAAUUUACCACGAUGAGUCAUUGGGAGUUCAUAUCAACGUGGUGCUGGUGAGGAUGAUCAUGCUGGGUUAUGCCAAGUCCAUCAGCCUCAUUGAAAGAGGAAACCCAUCACGGAGUCUGGAGAAUGUUUGCCGCUGGGCUUUUGUGCAGCAGAAAAGCGACCCUGAUCAUGCUGAACACCACGACCACGCAAUUUUCCUCACUCGCCAAGGCUUUGGUCCCACCGGCAUGCAGGGUUACGCCCCGGUCACUGGAAUGUGCCACCCGGUUCGGAGCUGCACCCUGAACCAUGAAGAUGGUUUCUCUUCUGCUUUUGUUGUGGCUCAUGAGACCGGACACGUGCUGGGCAUGGAACAUGAUGGCCAAGGAAACCGCUGUGGGGAUGAGACCGCCAUGGGUAGCGUGAUGGCCCCUCUGGUGCAGGCAGCCUUCCAUCGAUACCAUUGGUCCAUGUGCAGCGGACAGGAGCUCAAGAGAUACAUCCACACUUAUGACUGUUUGCUGGAUGAUCCUUUUAAGCACGACUGGCCGCAGCUACCUGAGCUCCCUGGUAUCAACUACUCCAUGGAUGAGCAGUGUCGGUUUGACUUUGGAGUAGGCUAUAAGAUCUGCACCUCGUUCCGGACAUUUGAUCCAUGUAAACAGCUUUGGUGCAGUCACCCUGACAACCCUUACUUCUGCAAAACCAAAAAAGGGCCACCUCUCGAUGGGACCGAAUGCGCUCCAGGAAAAUGGUGCUAUAAAGGUCACUGCAUGUGGAAAAACCCAAAUCAGCUGAAGCAGGAUGGUGCCUGGGGUUCCUGGAGUAAAUAUGGCUCCUGCUCACGGUCCUGUGGAACUGGGGUUCGCUUUCGAACACGUCAGUGUAACAACCCUGCACCCUCAAACGGCGGCCAGGACUGUCCUGGAGUCAACUACGAUUACCAGCUGUGCAACAUAAACGAGUGCCCGAAGCACUUUGAAGAUUUCCGAGCCCAACAAUGCCAGCUUCGCAACUCCAACUUUGAAUUCCAAAAUACCAAACACCACUGGCUCCCUUAUGAGCAUCCCGACGCUAAUAAAAGAUGCCACCUGUACUGUCAGUCGAAGGAGACCUCAGACGUGGCAUACAUGAAGCAGCUGGUACAUGAUGGGACACGAUGCUCAUACAAAGAUGCCUACAGUAUCUGCGUGCGUGGAGAAUGCGUGAAGGUCGGCUGCGACAGAGAAAUCGGCUCCAACAAAGUUGAGGACAAAUGUGGUGUUUGUGGUGGAGACAACACCCACUGUAGAACCAUGAAAGGAACCUUCACCAGGACACCAAAGAAACCAGGGAAGACCAGAGGAGCCUUUUCUCUGCCUAAAGGAGCUCGAAAUGUGUUUUUAAAUGAGACAGAGGAGUCUAGAAAUGUGUUGGCAAUCAAGAACCAGGCAACUGGACAUUACAUCCUUAACGGGAAGGGAGACCAGCUAAAGUCCAGGAGCUUCAUUGACCUUGGCGUGGAGUGGCACUACAUCAUUGAGGGAGAUGUGGAGACGCUGCACACUGAUGGACCUCUGCAUGACCCUGUGGUGGUUCUGAUUGUACCCAAGGACAAUGAAACCCGAUCCACUUUAAUGUACAAGUACAUCAUCCAUGAAGACUCUGUUCCAGUCAACAACAACAAUGUCAUUCAGGAUGAUACCUAUGAGUGGGCUCUGAAGAGCUGGUCGUCGUGUUCAAAGCCCUGCUCUGGAGGGUUUCAGUACACUAAGUAUGGGUGCAGAAAGAAAGGAGACACAAAGAUGGUUCAUCGAGGUUACUGCGAAACAAACAAGAAGCCAAAACCAAUCCGCAGAAUGUGCAACCUUCAGGACUGCUCUCAGCCUCGAUGGAUCUCCGAAGAUUGGGAGCAUUGUACCAAAACCUGCGGCUCCCUGGGUUUUCAGAUCCGGACAGUUCGCUGCGUACAGUCCCUCCACGAUGGCACCAACCGCUCCAUCCACAGCAAAUACUGCACUGGGGAGAAGCCAGAGAACCGAAGACCUUGUAAUCGAGUCCCGUGUCCUGCCCAGUGGAGGACUGGAAGCUGGUCGCAGUGCUCUGUGACAUGCGGUGAGGGUAUGGAAAGGCGUAUGGUAACCUGCCGGAUCGGAGAUCAAUGCUAUGGGGAUAAACCCGAGGCAGUGAGGCCAUGCAAAGCUGGACCAUGCAAUGAUGAGCCAUGUAGUGGAGACAAAUCAAUCUUCUGCCAAAUGGAGGUUUUAGCAAGAUACUGUUCUAUCCCAGGCUACAACAAACUGUGCUGCGAGUCAUGCAGUAAACGCACUGGAAGUUUGUCUCCGUUCUCUGAGGCAACUGGGACAGAGGGACAUGUCCGCUUCGGAUCAGCAUCUCAGUUACUGGAGACAUUGAUGGCCAACGCUACUCGUAGUGGCAAGCAAAGCUCAGGAAAAGGAUCCACUGUGCAAGGCAAAGCUGCAAAACACAUCACAACCCCAGCUCCACAAACUAAAGUCAAACCAAAUAUCUCAACUGCACCACGGCGAGUUCCACGAGAUUUAAAUAUUACUCCAUCUUUUCUGAAAAACCAAGAGAGUCAAAGAUCUGUCCGCCUGAUCGGGAGUAGAUGGCCUACAUCAUAUUCUAAAGUUGAGAGAUGAAAAUAAAGCUGGUUUCCUUUAGGACUCCUCAUACCCAUCCUCAUUCCGAGUAUUCACACACCAAAUAUACCACAGAUUGAGAAACAGAUAGUAGGAAAGUGAAAAAAGUGCUGGUUCACUUUGAUUUUAUUGAUACCAACUCCCCUUUUUAUCCCUGAAAUAGACUUUAAAUAGUGCGCUCACAUGUCGUAGGUAGCUUCCAUAGUCUCUGAACUAAGAAAAGUGGAAAUAAAGGUUGAUAUGACCCAAAGGGAAUAUUGUUUUAAUCAAAUUACAAAGCUAAAUAGUUUAUGCAAAAUAGCCAAAAGAUGUUCCCGUUUGUAAGUCUGACUCCAAUUUAAUUUUUUUUUUCAUAACGAUUGCUGCUGUAUUUAUAAAAAUCAGUCUUGAAUUUUUGAAUGAGGUACUGAGGUUUUCUUUGUGGUCCCUUUAAGCAAUAAAAUGCCUGACAUGUUUAUGGAAGGCCCUUAAUUUCUGAUUGGUUUAUUUUAUGUCUGUACCAUAAGGAGUAAGACCUUUUGCCUGAGAAAUCAAGUUCAUGCAAUAUAAGUUUUAUUCUUGUUGACAACAUCAUUUGUUGGACGAGAACUGUAAGAAAAACUUGUGGUGAACUUGAAUCAGCACUUUGCCAUCCUUCAGUGUGUCUGGCUCCCCUCAAAACAUUUUAGUGCUCAAACAAUUAAAACAACCAUUGACAAAAAUCAAGCAUUGAUUCUUAAGUUUUGAAUUUUCUUCUUUUUUUUUUGUCCUCAUCUGCUGUUUGUAUCUGAAAAUAAGAGCACCAACAAAAGCAUUUGGUUUUCAUUCUUUGCUGGGUGGUUUUGUCUGGUGGAUGUUUGUGCCAUGCUGUUGCUGAGGCAACACAUCAUAGUCUGGUAUCUUUUGUUUAAGCAAACUGUUUUGAGAUGGCAAAGUGUUUGCUUAAAGGUUUACAGUAGCUCCUCCAUUGGAUGCUUAAUAGAUGGAGAACAACUGCAGCAGUCUUAGCUAAUUAUAUCUGCUCAAGGUGCAUCUGUAAGGCUGGAAAAUAGAUCAUAUUUGAAGUGUUAAUUUUGCUGCUGUUUUUUUUUUCUCAAACUUGAUGUCUUCGUUACUAAGGUUAUUUUUUUUAAAGUAGGGAUUUUUCAUGAGCUACCAUUCUUCUUACCAAAGAAAGAAAAAAAAGUUUAGAAAUUGAUCUGGCCUGUUUUUUUUCUUAACAUGGCUUAGAAUUUCUUAAAAUAAUUUUAUUUUAAUUAAAUCACCUGAAUGUUGUAAAGUUAACCAAAUUAUUUAGUUUUAUUAUAUUUACAUUUGUUUGUUCUCUCAAAUCUAUGAGAAAUGGUGCCGUUAUUUCCCAGUUAAUAUUCAAAAAUGCUCUGUAAAUACCUCAGAUGGAAAAGUUGGUAUUACAAUGUGAUAUCAAGAACACCUUAAAACAUUUAUUUUUGCUGUCCUUUCAGGAUGCUUGAUAGUGGUGCAGUUAACAUCAGUCAGAAUGCUGAAAUAUAUAUUUUUUUACUUAUUAACCUUUUUCUGUUUGUUUUGGCAAAAUAUUUGCCUUUCUUCUUUACCCUAACCAUUGUUUUUUUGUUUUUGUUUUUUGAGCAGAUUCGCAGGACUUACUUUUAAGUCUCUGACUCUAAAAAUCCAAGAUUACCAAAAAUGUUUUUGUGUGUUUUAAUAAUAAGGAGCUUCUAAUCAUAUGGAGGUAUACAUGUUUGUGCAGACAAGAAAUUUGACUUCCAAAGCACUUUCAACUAGUUUCAAAGACUAAUGUAAAAAGUCUUGUUUUACAGAACAAAAUUUGAGGAAAAAAAAUAGCAGCAGUCUAUAGGAUAAAAUUUUUUUUUCCCAAUUUGGGUACUGCUGCUUAACUUAAGAGUCAUCCCAGAAUUAUGCUUUUAUGUUGUUUUUUUUUUUGGCCAAUUUAAAUAGGAUAGGGUGCUUUUAAACUUUGCUGCUUUUUAGUUUUAUUUGAGAGAACUUAGUCGGGAUUCCAUUUACUUUUGUACAAGUUUAUAUUAGCUACCAUUUUAUUUUUAAACAUCUUAAAUCAAUCUUCUCAGUCGUUUCUGAAACAACAAAGAACAAACAUAUCUGCCAUUUGCUAAAUAUUUUCUCUUUUUCUGACCAUUAUCCACAAAUCUAAGAGGUUUGCAUGAAAAUCACACUGGAUUUUCAGUUUACAAUAUAGUCAGACCAGGCAAUCUAAUCUAAGUUUAAACAUCUAUAAAUUUCCCUGUUUGUGUGUAAAUACGAUGAUUUGCUGCCUUUUUUUUUGGUUAAUUGGAGUCAAGAAGCUACUGAACAGAUGUACCCAAUAAAUUGGCCUGUGAGUGCAAAUCUCAUCUU
This is a messenger RNA of Cyprinodon variegatus (sheepshead minnow), 5743 nucleotides long. It is a transcript of the gene adamts3, whose product is annotated as A disintegrin and metalloproteinase with thrombospondin motifs 3-like. The record is from RefSeq and is a predicted model, not a curated record. Gene Ontology annotation, biological process: proteolysis; extracellular matrix organization. Gene Ontology annotation, cellular component: extracellular matrix. Lineage: Eukaryota; Metazoa; Chordata; Actinopteri; Cyprinodontiformes; Cyprinodontidae. Gene Ontology annotation, molecular function: metalloendopeptidase activity. The transcript is spliced from 20 exons. Bases 35 to 3409 code for a protein of 1124 amino acids.